Molecule: messenger RNA, 822 nt
Organism: Scutellospora calospora
Lineage: Eukaryota; Fungi; Glomeromycota; Glomeromycetes; Diversisporales; Gigasporaceae
Source: the annotation of a GenBank genome assembly
AUUUACACCAGCAGUUGUACCACCCAAGCCAGCAGUAGUCAUGGCUUGUGAAGGUGGCGUGAGGGGUAGAUAUCCAUUAGUUGAACAGAUUCAUAUAACUACUACACUGUCUACUAUUUUUUCUAUAAUUAAUUUACGCCGAAAACAUGCAUUUUUCCUUCGCCAAACGGCCUUGUUAAUUUUACCACUUCUUGCCAAGCCUCGUUCAGGUUAUCAAUCAACACAAAAGCAGCCAAUUGGAAGUGAUAUUGGUUUAUUGAUGUGUUUAAAAAAAGUAUGUGAUGUGUAUGGCGUGGGGGAUGCUGUCGAUAACGAAGAUUUUUCGGCAGCAGUUGAAGACGUGAGGCCCCUUUCCUUUGGCUGGCCAGACCUUCAAAUUGAUAUAUUAAAAGAUGCUUUAUUAGUAUCCGAAGCUUUACCUGAUUAUCCAUCUAUCAUCAAGUAUACAACAAGACUCUUGCGUAAAUUAUUUAUGUAUUUGCCCAGAGAAGAACAACUUCGAUUAUCAAGUUCACUGCCAAGGGUCGUUGGUGCUGGAAAAAAACAAGGGUUAGAUAUGGAAUUUAAAUAUUGGGGCUUAAACAUUGUUCGAGGUAUACAAGUAUGUCGCCCUUCACCACGUAGGGUACCAUAUCCACAUCCCGGAAAAAAUGCUUUAUCCAAAGAAGAUGGUGAAAAAGAUCCUUUCCUUUACAGGCCUUCUUUUCAAGCAAAAUCUGAUGCUGUUCAGACGCAUCUUGUAGCAAACGAGACCGCUUACUUUUUGGUCACAUUAGCAAAUCCUUUUGCAUUUGAAUUAGAUAUUCAAAGUAUCUCUGUGAG